Molecule: messenger RNA, 699 nt
Organism: Ooceraea biroi (clonal raider ant)
Lineage: Eukaryota; Metazoa; Arthropoda; Insecta; Hymenoptera; Formicidae
Product: MICOS complex subunit Mic10
Cellular component (GO): MICOS complex; mitochondrial inner membrane; mitochondrion
Source: RefSeq, a predicted model, not a curated record
AAAAGAGAGAGUAUAAAAAACCCAUAGAUUUCACGCAAACGUUUCAGAAAACAGAUAAACGCGCACGCAAAGUGGCUGAAUAUCAAUGGGGAGAGUGAAUGUGGGUUGGCGAGCGUGCGGGAGGAGCACAAAGCGCUCGUUAUGAAAGUACGGCUAUCGCAAUGAAAAUUUCCCACGUGGGAGGUUCGGUUUUCCACAUUUUCGUCGUUGCGGUCCCGUAAUUUUUAUUUUAUAUGAUUGCGCGUGCGAACGAACCUGCAAACGGGGACCUGCACGAGGAGCAUCGCUCGCGACGUGACGUGCUGCCGGACGGCACACGUGCGGUUCUUGUUCCGCGCGAGUGACGUAACGGCAGCUGCACUAUAGCAGGAAAAAUGGCCGGCGCCGUGUGGGCCGAGGACGAGAUCGGGCGAAAGUGGGACCGUUGCUUCACAGAUGCCAUUCUCAAGUUGGGUGGCGGCGUAGUCCUCGGCGGAGUGUUUUCCCUGCUCUUCUUCAAAAGGAGGAGGUGGCCCAUCAUAACUGGUGCUGGUUUUGGAUUAGGUAUGGCAUAUUCUAACUGUCAAGAGGACAUAAAUGCGUCGAUACGUCAACAGAAAUCUUGUAAACGUGAAGAAAAGAAAUGAUUAAAGUAUAUUGUAAAAACAGAAUUCAGGUUAUUAAGAUAAACGUUAUAAUAAAUUAAUUAAUUAUCAAUAA